AUGCAGCUUACCAGCAUUUUCUUCACCGUCCUGGCCAGCGUCGUCAUGGUUGGAGCUGUCCCGAGCAAUAUCCAGUCUCGCGGCUGCCCCAAUGAUUAUGCAGUUUGCGGUGAAUGCAAUGGCACCUCGUGCAAAGUGGCGGGCACUAACCGGGCCUGUGAUGUUGGCAGUUGCGUGGGGGAUGGUGGCGGCGACGGUGCUAUCUGCGGUACCUAUGACUGGAAGAGUCCUACCAUGGAGUGCCCUGGAUCUGGUUAA
Molecule: messenger RNA, 258 nt
Organism: Aspergillus campestris IBT 28561
Lineage: Eukaryota; Fungi; Ascomycota; Eurotiomycetes; Eurotiales; Aspergillaceae
Exons: 4
Coding region: 1-258 (85 amino acids)
Source: RefSeq, a predicted model, not a curated record